This is a messenger RNA of Zerene cesonia (dogface butterfly), 1695 nucleotides long. Its product is annotated as probable tubulin polyglutamylase TTLL2. Gene Ontology annotation, cellular component: cilium. Gene Ontology annotation, biological process: protein polyglutamylation; microtubule cytoskeleton organization. The record is from RefSeq and is a predicted model, not a curated record. NCBI's taxonomy places the organism in Eukaryota, Metazoa, Arthropoda, Insecta, Lepidoptera, Pieridae. The transcript is spliced from 12 exons. The coding region runs from base 1 to 1695 and encodes 564 amino acids. Gene Ontology annotation, molecular function: tubulin-glutamic acid ligase activity; tubulin binding.
AUGGACGAUGAUGAACCUUUUAUUUACCGGCUCAAUGAUAAUGGAUCCGGCCCGAGUUUGCUUGUAAAAGUUUGUGCUGAACGUGGUUGGCGUAUAUACCAAGGGCAUGGUGGUGAAGAGAAAUGGAACCUCUGGUGGCGGAGCAGCGCUUUCCCUCCAACAUGCUACAAAACUCUUGAUGAUUGGCAGUUUAUGAAUCAUAUACCAAAAGGGGGCUCGAUAUGUCGCAAGGACAGUCUCUCUCGGCUUCUUCGGUGCAUGAGAAGGAUCUACGGACCUAUAUAUGACUUCAGCCCGCCAUGUUUCCACUUACCCCUGGAGUAUGCAAAGUUGGUGUCUGAAUGUUCACGUCUGAGGCGAAGCGAAGAUGGCAACGACGUUGUGUGGAUCCAUAAACCGGUAGCACAGAGCCAAGGGAGAGGGAUAUUUCUUUUUCGUAGCAUUUGUGAAAUGCGCUGCGGUAGCCCGGCUGUGGUGCAACGAUACAUUGAAAGACCUUUACUCAUCGCUGGGUAUAAGUUCGACCUACGGCUUUACGUAUGUGUCCCUGGAUACAGACCGCUUACUGCUUAUAUGUAUGCGGAGGGGCUGGCUAGGUUCGGCACCGAUAAAUACACAUUAUCCGACAUACACAAUCCGUAUAGGCAUUUAACGAAUUCCUCAUUGAAUAAAACUGGACCCAGAUUUGCAGAAUGCAAAGACAGAAUUGGAAGUGGUUGUAAAUGGACACUAAAGCAAGUACGUCGCGCGCUGAUCGGCAGAUGGGGAGCUAUGGAAUGGCUAGUUUGGCAGAGGAUAAGAGCCAUAGUAACUCUGACGCUGUUAGCACAAGCAGCCGGUACACCCCCCGCUAGAAACUGUUUUGAAUUCUAUGGCUUUGAUAUAUUGCUCGACGAUUCUUUGAAGCCAUGGUUGAUUGAGGUGAACCUCUCUCCAGCGUUAGCAGCGGACUGCGAAGCGGAUAUCACAGUGAAGCAGCCAAUGUUGCACGAAUUGUUUGAUCUUCUCGGCUUGCCGAUGAGACACACUGGUCUUUCAUACCUGCAGGGACCUUCUGUACCAUACAUUACCAGUUACAGCUCCGAAGAUGAAAACGGAACACCUAGCGUGGCAAGCCGUUCAGCUUCAGGUAAACGCGGCGGGCGCUUGCAUCGCCGGCGCAGGGCCAUGCCGGUACACUGCGUUACUAUCCAACCGCCAAUGUCUGAUAAGUAUACGGAUGCUCCUGAUAAAAUAAAAGAUAAGCAGAUAGAUACUUUACACAGCUACAAAUCAUCUUCCGACAUAGCUAGCGACGUAUCAGACACCCAGUCAGGACCAAGGAUUGCCUCUCCACCGGAAGCAGCAGACGAGACGUGGCGUGGGGGCUACUCCACGGCGGCAUCUCGAAGACGAAUGAUGAAUGCCUGCAUGUGGGGCAAUGGAGUGAGAUGGGAUAGGGGCUCUAACCGCGUGGGACAGUGGGUCCGGAUUCAUCCACAUACGCUCUCUAAUUAUGAACAACUACCCUUAGAAGACGUCAGAGAAAGUGUAGCCCAUGUGUCGAAGUUUGUGCGCGCGGCUCGUGAGGUGGUCCGGGAGUGUGGGCGCGACGUGCGUUCCCGGGAUUCUACUAGAGACGCCGUCUUCGAGGCUGCUCUGCGAAAGAAACUUUCGUAUGGACCGAAUUUCGAAGUUUGGCUGCCACCGUUUUAA